Messenger RNA from Coffea eugenioides, 1918 nucleotides. RefSeq names its product laccase-17-like. The transcript has 6 exons. Gene Ontology annotation, cellular component: apoplast. The coding region runs from base 4 to 1740 and encodes 578 amino acids. The record is from RefSeq and is a predicted model, not a curated record. Gene Ontology annotation, molecular function: copper ion binding; hydroquinone:oxygen oxidoreductase activity. Gene Ontology annotation, biological process: lignin catabolic process. NCBI's taxonomy places the organism in Eukaryota, Viridiplantae, Streptophyta, Magnoliopsida, Gentianales, Rubiaceae.
UAAAUGAGAGGAAGAAUGGCAUUCCACCAUUUUUCUCCGCCGCAUUACUUACCAAUCCUAUUCUUUGUUUGUUGUGUCGUAUCCCUGUUGCCUAAGCCUGCACUGUGCGCGACGAGGCACUACACGUUCAAUAUUGUACAGCACAAUGUGACCAGAUUGUGCCACACCAAGAGCAUUGUAAGCGUGAACGGGCAAUUUCCAGGCCCUCGCCUGGUAGCAAGAGAAGGUGAUCAACUCAUCAUCAAGGUGGUUAACCAUGUAGCAAACAACAUAACCAUUCACUGGCAUGGAGUCCGGCAACUCAGGACCGGUUGGGCUGAUGGACCAGCGUAUGUAACCCAAUGCCCGAUUCAAACUGGCCACACAUACACCUACAACUUCACACUGACGGGGCACAGAGGCACUCUCUUCUGGCAUGCUCACAUUUCUUGGCUCAGGUCCACCGUGUACGGACCGCUUAUCAUCUUCCCCAGGCGCAAUGAAUCUUACCCCUUUGAAAAGCCAUACAAGGAAGUUUCCAUUUUGUUUGGAGAAUGGUGGAAUGCAGACACGGAAGCCGUAAUCAGCCAGGCUCUUCAGACAGGGGGUGCCCCAAAUGUUUCCGACGCCUACACCAUCAAUGGGCUUCCAGGACCCCUCUAUAAUUGUUCCCAUAAAGAUACAUUCAAGUUGAAGGUGAAACCAGGCAAGACGUACAUGCUACGCCUGAUAAAUGCAGCAAUGAAUGACGAACUAUAUUUUAGUAUAGCCAACCAUUCGGUCACUAUUGUUGAAGCCGAUGCUUUAUAUGUCAAACCGUUCAAGACUGAUGUAGUUGUUAUAACCCCAGGCCAGACCACCAAUGUGCUUCUGAAAACCAAGCCAACCUCUCCAACUGCCACCUUCAUCAUGGCUGCCGCACCCUACUUUACAGGGCAAGGUACCAUUGACAAUUCCACUGUUGCCGGGAUCCUUGAAUACCAACACGACGCUUCCAUUGCAAACAAAACAGUCGUAAACCCAACCCUGCCUGCAGUGAAUGCCACCAGUUUUGUUGCAAACUUCACCAGGAAAUUCCGUAGCUUAGCCACAGCCAAAUUUCCAGCAAACGUUCCACAAACAGUUCAAAAGCGCUUUUACUUCACCAUAGGACUCGGAGCAAGUCCUUGCCCUGCUAACACAACCUGCCAAGGACCAAAUGGCACAAAAUUUGCAGCUUCAGUAAACAAUAUUUCUUUUGCUCUCCCAUCAACAGCUCUUCUGCAAUCCUACUUUUUCGGUAAAUCAAAUGGUGUUUUCACCACUGAUUUCCCAACUCAACCCACAAAUCCAUACAACUAUACUGGAACACCGCCUAAUAACACAAUAGUUACCAAUGCAACCCGGACUGUCGUGUUACAGUUUAAUACAAGUGUCGAGGUAGUGUUGCAAGACACUAGCAUUCUGGGGACAGAGAGCCAUCCUCUUCACCUGCAUGGUUUCAACUUCUUCGUCGUUGGGGAAGGGUUUGGAAACUACGAUCCAAACAAGGACCCUGCCAACUUCAACCUGGUGGAUCCAGUGGAAAGGAAUACAGUGGGGGUUCCAUCAGGUGGCUGGCUCGCCAUUCGGUUCUUUGCAGACAAUCCAGGAGUAUGGCUUAUGCACUGCCACUUUGACGUGCACACAAGUUGGGGUUUGCGAAUGGCAUGGAUUGUACUCAAUGGGUUCCUCCCUAAUGAAAAAUUACCACCACCUCCUUCAGAUCUUCCAUCAUGCUGAUUGGGUCCCCUUAAUUUACAAUUUUCCUUGAGUGUUUUUGUUGUACUUUCUGCCCCAUAAAUUUGCUUCAUUUGUUCAAUUAUGAGACAAUGCCUUUCAACUGCAUGUUAUUUUCGUUAGCCAGCUACGAAAGCUGUGCAAUAAACCAAGUCAUAGGAUACAUUAGGGUUUAGAAUCA